CCAGCUCUGGGCAAGGGUUUGGUCACACAACGGGUCCAGCUCCGAGGUGAUCACCACGAUGCUGCAGCUCCUGCUCCUCGCCACCCUCGCCCUCUGCGGUAAGUCCCAGCUCCCGGGCCCCUUGGGCUCGUUAGCGGCUGACGAUCCCUCAUUACAAUUAACCCCCACUUGCUCUCGGAACCGGGGGGCUGCUGCCAACACCACCCCUUUGCCCGCAGGAUGCCGCGCCGAGCCGGUGCCGGAUGGGUCGGAGCGGGUGGUCGGAGGGAGCGAAGCGCGCUCGCACGCCUGGCCCUCGCAGGUGGGUCCUCGUGGGGAGCAGUCGGGGGUCCCGGUCCCCUCGUGGCCGCUUGGGGAGACCCCCACGCCUCACCCCACACCAUGUCCCCCCCCCAGAUCUCCCUGCAGUAUUACUACAGCGGCGGCUGGCACCACACCUGCGGAGGGUCCCUGAUCCAGAGGAACUGGGUGAUGACAGCAGCUCACUGCGUGGACAGUGACAAGACCUAUCGCGUGGUUGCUGGUGACCACAACAUCUACCAGAGCGAGGGCACCGAGCAGGUCUUCAGCGUCAGCAAGAUCAUCAUCCACCCCUACUGGAACAGCAACAACGUCGCUGCAGGCUACGACAUCGCCCUGCUCCGCCUGUCCAGCUCUGCCACCCUGAACAGCUACGUGCAGCUGGCGGUGCUGCCCCAGGAGGGAGCCAUCCUGGCCAACAACUACCCCUGCUACAUCACCGGCUGGGGACUCACCCGCACUAACGGGCAGCUGUCGAGCGUGCUGCAGCAGGCCUACCUGCCCGUCGUGAGCUACCAGAUCUGCUCCACCGCAUCCUACUGGGGCUCCACCGUCAAGAGCACCAUGGUCUGCGCUGGCGGGGACGGCGUGCGCUCCGGCUGCCAGGGUGAUUCGGGCGGCCCCCUGCACUGCGCCGUGAACGGGGAGUACCAGGUCCACGGCGUCACCAGCUUCGUCUCCAGCUUGGGCUGCAACUACAAGGGCAAGCCCACGGUCUUCACACGCGUCUCUGCCUACAGGACCUGGAUAUCCAAUGUGAUCGCCCAGAACUGAGCGGCCGCGGGAGGAGGACCCGAACCCCAGCCCAGGUGAUGGACGAGGAGCGUUUCAGUCGGAGGUGUUUAACUCUUGGAGCUGGUGUCAAUAAAUUCUGUUCUUCAUCAAGA
Messenger RNA from Anas platyrhynchos (mallard), 1187 nucleotides. NCBI's taxonomy places the organism in Eukaryota, Metazoa, Chordata, Aves, Anseriformes, Anatidae. The record is from RefSeq and is a predicted model, not a curated record.